AUGAUUGGAUCGUUUCUUACAAGAGGAUUGGUGAUGGUGUUGGGUUAUGCCUACCCUGCGUAUGAAUGCUACAAGACUGUUGAAAAGAAUAGGCCUGAAAUUGAGCAACUUCGCUUUUGGUGCCAGUACUGGAUAUUGGUCGCUUGCUUGACAGUUUUUGAGAGAGUUGGUGAUGCUUUUGUUUCAUGGGUUCCAAUGUACAGUGAAGCUAAGUUGGCAUUCUUCAUAUACCUGUGGUAUCCUAAAACCAGGGGCACGACAUAUGUCUAUGAGUCCUUCUUUAGGCCAUAUCUUUCACAGCAUGAGAAUGACAUAGACCAUAGUUUGUUGGAACUAAGGACAAAAGCUGGAGAUAUGGCAGUUAUAUACUGGCAACGAGUUGCAAGCUAUGGUCAGACCAGAAUCCUUGAGAUUUUGCAGUAUGUUGCUGCACAAUCAACUCCAAGGCCGCAGCAACCUCAGAAACGUGGAGGCAGAGCUAAUCAAGCUCCUCCAAAGCCUAAGAAAGCCCCUACCACCCAACCAGAAUCUGAAGAAGCAGCAUUGCCCACGUCUUCUAGCUCAUCUUCAAGUGAAAGUGAAGAUAAUGAGGCUACGGGUAAAGCAGUAGGCCCUUCAAAACCUAGGACGACACCAGCCACAGAAACGAAAACAGCGAGUAUCACUCAGAUAAUCCGUUUCAUAUUGUUGCAGAACAGACAAGGCAAGACUCGUCUUGCUAAGUACUAUGUUCCUCUCGAGGAAUCCGAGAAACACAAGGUUGAAUACGAGGUUCAUAGAUUGGUGGUGAAUCGCGACUCAAAGUUCACCAAUUUCGUUGAGUUUAGAACACACAAGGUCAUAUACCGGCGAUACGCUGGCUUGUUUUUCUCCUUGUGUGUCGACAUAACGGACAAUGAGUUGGCUUACCUCGAAUGCAUCCACUUGUUCGUUGAGAUUUUGGACCAUUUCUUCAGCAAUGUUUGUGAGCUUGAUUUGGUGUUCAAUUUCCACAAGGUGUACUUGAUACUCGACGAAUUCAUUCUUGCCGGGGAGCUUCAAGAAACAAGCAAGCGGGCGAUCAUUGAGCGGAUGUCAGAAUUAGAGAAGCUAGAGUGA
This is a messenger RNA of Arabis nemorensis, 1098 nucleotides long. The record is from the annotation of a GenBank genome assembly. Lineage: Eukaryota; Viridiplantae; Streptophyta; Magnoliopsida; Brassicales; Brassicaceae.